CCUACAAUGUUGUCCUGAGAUUACGACCGCUGGUGUUGUGCUCAGGCUUACAUGACUUGUUUGCCUUCACAGAUCGAGGCAGUGGAGAGCCAAUAUCGCUCGAUGUACGGUGAACGAGACUUACCGUUUCCCGAGACUUAUCCGCAGAGCUGCCUGUUGGGCUGUGUCAGUGUAGUGGAUGUGUUAACACAGGACGAAUAUAAGGAGAAGUUCAGUGAAAGCGCGACACAGGAGUCGGUAUCAGAAUACGUGUUUGUGUGUGAGGAGCCGCAGGAGCUGGCUCUGAAGUACGCUGUAACUGGAGAUCAUAAAAUCUGGAAUUUGGACAAGACGAUCGCUACUGCAGCGAAUGCGGCCAUAGAAAGGACAUCUCCGGCCAUAAAGUGAUAAUUGUGGGUCAAGUAGUAUUCCGACUUCAGAAAAGCCCCCUGGGCGGUGUUCAGGCUUAAGGUUCCCUAUAUUCUAAGUUAACGUACCAAGUACUGACUACUGGCAUCGCCAAUCCCUUCCGACGACACUUAUACCAGUGGACCAGAGCCAUAGGAAGUGAGGAUUCAAUCUCUCACUCCUUGAAUGAUGCCGCGUCAUUCACUGAUAACAGAAUCCCAGAUAUCUUAGCUGAUUUAUUUUUCGUACUGCCAUCAAUAUAACCAAUUCACAUUCGCUAUUCAGUAGCGAUUGGAGGAAUAUA
Messenger RNA from Sphaeroforma arctica JP610, 691 nucleotides. RefSeq lists its product as hypothetical. The record is from RefSeq and is a predicted model, not a curated record. The coding region runs from base 52 to 387 and encodes 111 amino acids. The transcript has 3 exons. NCBI's taxonomy places the organism in Eukaryota, Ichthyosporea, Ichthyophonida.